AGGAGUCCAGACCACUCACUCAAACAUUCAAGCCACUGGACCAACCUCUACAAUCAAAAUUUUCGUUGUCCUUCACAUACCUUGGGCUGAAAAUCGUCACCUGGGAUAGACAAUCACACUCAGACGUAUCUACUGUGGUUGAUCACUAAAGAACGACAAUGAAGCAAAAGAUUGUGAUGAAAGUUCCAAUUAAGGAUGCCAAGAGCCGGUGCAAGGCCAUGAAAACCGCAGUCGGUAUGCCAGGGGUUAUAUCUGCUACGUUGGAUGAUAGUAAGGACCAUCUUGUAGUGGUGGGCGAGGGAAUCGACUCAGUCAAGUUGACAACCGCGCUUAGAAAGAAGAUGGGAUUCGCAGAUAUCAUUAGCGUUGAGGACAAUGAGAAGAAGAAAGAGGAAGAGAAAAAUCCGACAAUCGUGUGGCCCACUUCUUGGGCCUACCAAUACGGUGUGCCACCGCCACCGCAUCAUGUGUACCAAGACCCAUACCAGUAUAACUGUUGCAUCAUGUGAAGCACUACAAAUGAUAUAAACUGUUGAAGUUGUGUGAGAUGAGCCAUAAGGCUGCUAGUGGGACCUAAGCUGGCUAUUAGGGUUGGGAGAAUGUGAAUAUUAGAUGUAACAGUAAUAUUUCAGCAAGCGUCAGCAUGCUUUGAUGCUCAAUUAAAAAGACGAAAGAAAAAAAAAGGUUGUAGAAAUAG
This is a messenger RNA of Magnolia sinica, 697 nucleotides long. RefSeq names its product disease resistance protein Pik-1-like. The coding region runs from base 159 to 509 and encodes 116 amino acids. The transcript has 3 exons. Lineage: Eukaryota; Viridiplantae; Streptophyta; Magnoliopsida; Magnoliales; Magnoliaceae. The record is from RefSeq and is a predicted model, not a curated record.